Lactuca virosa is the source of this 540-nucleotide messenger RNA. Lineage: Eukaryota; Viridiplantae; Streptophyta; Magnoliopsida; Asterales; Asteraceae. The record is from the annotation of a GenBank genome assembly.
AUGCUUACUCCCAUUGAGGACAAACCAGAUUAUUCUUACUUGAAGAGGCUUUUCCGUGAACUUUUCAUUAGAGAAGGUUAUCAGUUUGACUAUAUAUUUGACUGGACCAUGUUAAAGUAUCCCCAUGUGGGCUCCAGUUCUAGAGGAAGGACAACUGCAAAAUUACCAUUGAACCCUGGAAUAUCAGCAGAGAAAGCAGAAAGGACCCCAGUGAAACAAGAGGUUCGAGAUAGAUUUUCAGGGGCAGUUGAGUCAUUUACUAGAAGAAAUGGUUCUAGUAGCGGCUUGCAUGGUGAUCAAUCAAGGCAUAGAUCUUCAGAGAAUGUUACACCCUCCAAGGAUGCAGUGCAUGGUAAGUCAGAUAGAGGGCGGAUAUCACGAAAUGGAAGCAGCUCAAAAAGAGCAGUGAUGGGAAGCAGCAGCAAACCAAGUUCAUCUGGUGAGCCUUCUAAGCGGUUGGGUUCAGGAAGUGGUCGCAUAUCAACAAAUAUUACUUCUUCUAUUUCUACUACACAAAGGCUACAUUUCCAGAGGCCUUAA